This is a messenger RNA of Linum trigynum, 5429 nucleotides long. The record is from the annotation of a GenBank genome assembly. Lineage: Eukaryota; Viridiplantae; Streptophyta; Magnoliopsida; Malpighiales; Linaceae.
CUAGAAUUGUUACCAAACCAAUAAUGGAUUGAUUUCGGAGCACUCCAUGCCAUCCACGUGGAUCGAAAUUCCAGGCAAUCGAUCUAAUGCGUAGAUCCCGGUGUUUCGUUCAGUGAAUCCACGGUCUCAGUUCAUCCUCUGCAUCAAAAUUUUGGAAGAACUUGACUGCGUUUACGAGGAAGUGGGGAAAAGAGGAGCAAGUUGCAAGAGAGAACAGCCCGGAUAAGAAAGCAUGAAAAUAGCUGUGCCGACGCCAGCUAAGGGGGAAAAAACAUUCUUAUCUUCAACUCUAAGGCCGGUUUUAUUUAUUACAGAAAAGAAAAUUGCGAUUCUCAAUUUCUUUUUUAUUGGCUUUAGUUACAACAACCAAUCAUAGUCCAGCUGAUUGUAUUAUUUUGAUCAUUAUUAAUCAUUUUAUCAGCAAAAUGAGAAUUUGGGUUGUUAUAUAAGCGGCUUGUGGUGGGCAAAAAUGGUUGCUUUUUUCAGAAACGAACCAGUACUGCUCCUUGUGAAGGGAAAGAAACAGGGGAGAAGGAAGAAAGAGGAGUUUCUCGCUCUAGUUUCCCUGUCUGAUUCGAGCUAUUCUCAGAAGUUCAGAUCCAGGAAGUGAAGAAGAAGAAAGACGAAGAAGAUGAUGGAACUAUUCAUGCUAGGUUGCACUGGAGUAGUUGUGUUCCUUCACGGAGCUAAUUUCUUCUUCCACGCUCUGUCCCACCAUCUCGCCAUCCGCUCUAUCAGGUAAACCCCCUCCCCACUUCUUCUUUCGAUUUCUUUCCUUCCCGGUUCAAAAUUCGUCGAAUUCAGAGACGGUUUCUGGGUUCUAAUCCCAAUUUCGAAGAAAUCGGAAAUGAAGAUCGAAUCUUUGCGCUCGAUCUCUGUAUCCCGAUUCCAACGUUUGCAAGAAUUAGUGAAAACAGAGAUGGCUGAUCUUGACUUCGGCAACUGGGUAAUAAUUAAUGCUCUGUUCUGUUCGUUUUUUCUGUAACAGUUUCUUGGGGUUCAUCGCGUGGUAACUAGGAAUCGAUCUAAUUGGAGUCUACUCUCUGUAUGGAAAGAAGGGAUGAAGAUUUGAUGAGAGAUUUUGAGAUCCCCUGUUUUCGUAUAUACAGAGUUCAUCAACUGCUGAAGCUAGCAGCAGGUUUUAGUGUAGUAGAGAGAGUUGCUAAUUUGUACUUUGUGCAAAAGGGCUUAUCCGCAGUAAUAAGACGACGAAGUUAUGGCACAAUGAGAAUGCUACUUCUACAUGAUUUCUUCUAAAUUAAACCAGUUAGCGAGAUGAUAUUUGGUGACAUAUCCAUCAUUCAGAGCAUUUUGGUGGUUGUCUGGUUCUUAAGUUCUUGAUAAGAUGAAUGAUUGGAUGAAGAUGAGAAUGUUAUUUUUUAAUAUUAAAAUGAUAGAAGAUAACAAUAUAAAUCUGAGUUCAUGAAGCCGACCAUUCAAUCAUCCAUAGAAACCAAGAAAGGAGUUCAGGAAUUGGACAACUACUGCGGUCCAGUUUUCUAUUCAAUGAUUCACCAAAUUCAUUGUCUCUUUGUGUUUAACUUCUGGCCAAGUGCAUAGUAGGACUUCAGUAAUAUGCUCUCAACGUCUUUCUAAUCAAUGAGACGAAAGAGAAGUUAGUAAAUGAUCUUGAUCAAUCAAAUGUAUAAGCUAAAUGAAUGGAUGCACAUUAGUAAGUUUGAAACUCAAGCACCAAGUCCCAAUUUAUCUUUUAAAGACAACGGACAAGUCUUUACGAAUUCGUCAACGGUUAUUUAUCUUUGUUUCGUCCAGAUUAAUUGUAAAGUUUCGGUCAUUACUGUUUUUGCAAUGUUUGAUGUGAUAAUGUCUGUUGAAAAUGGAGCAACCGAAUAGUUACGAAUCUCAUCUAGUUUUAAUAAUGCAUUCUAUAUAAUUGUUCAACAUUGCCAAUAACAACUAAUGUCUUUCGGUAGAGCACUUCUACUAUGCUAUAUAGCAUUGGUGCUUUAAUGUACAAGUCAAAGUUGUACCAUAACAUAAAAUGUAUAAGUUUAGGUUGUACCAUAAAACAAUUUGUACCAUUAUGUUAUGGUACAACUUUACAACUUGAAGUUGUACUAUCACAUAAAGGGACAAGUUCAAGUUGUACCAUAAAAGAAUUUGUACAAUAAGAAGUUGUACCAUAACGUAAAUGUACAAUUUUAAAUUGUAUCAUAAAGACAAAAACCUAUAACACCAAUACUAUAUACCAUUAUAAAAUUUCUCCUUUUCCUAUUAAUUACAAAGCGAGCUUGCAAUAUGAUUUCAUUGGAGUCUGAAACAAGAAAAGAAAUGGGCCUACAACUUUUGGGCUUUUGCAUCGAACAGACUUGUAGGGAAAGUUGGGCCAAUUUUGGACAGCAAUAAAAAAAAGCCCAAUAAUGGUCGUUGAGAAUCGUCAUGGAGGUUGGCGAAGUAUAAAAUUCAGAAUCCAAUUUUCCGCAGCCAAGAUGGACGAUGAACUUCUGCCUCCUCCGUUUCCUCCGACGGAAAUCACUUAACCGGCGUUCUUCCCGUGCUUCUAAUCCCUUUAAUGACACUAUUCCCUUCCUCUCCUUCCUCAAAGUUCUAAACUUUUCGCAGACAGCCACUGCGAUCAGCCAUUACCCUCAGCAAUUCACAUCUUUCCCAACAAGUUCCAAUUGGAACCCUGCUGGACUCUCUCUCUCGUCCAUCUCCGACCGCUGCUCCCGCCUUCUCUCGCUAUGCACUGCUUCAAAAUCCUUGGCCCCAGCCAUGGAAGUGCACACCCAUUUGAUCACACUCGGCCUCCAUCAAGACGCAAGGCUAAGAAACCUCGUGGUUAAUGUCUACUCGAAGUGCAGGUGCUUCGGCUACGCACGCAAGCUGCUCGACGAAAGUCCUGAACCAGACUUGAUAUCCUGGUCCGCCUUGAUUUCGGGGUAUUCGCAGAAUGGGUUCGGUCAGGAGGCGAUCUCGGCUUUCCGCGAGAUGCAUUCGCUGGGGGUUAAGUGUAACGAAUUCGCUUUCCCCAGUGUGUUCAAGGCUUGUACUCUCGCCAGUGAUUUCAGGCUAGGGAGGCAGGUCCAUGGGACAGUGGUCGUCACAGGGUUCGAGAACGACGAGUUUGUUUUGAACAGUAUGGUCGUUCUGUAUGCAAAAUGUGGGGAGAUUGCGGACUCGACGAGGAUCUUUGAUGCAAUCCCACGCAGGACUGUUGUCUCCUGGAAUGCUUUGCUGAACUGCUACGUGCAGCGUGAUUCGUUUGGGGAGGCGGUGGAGUUGUUUCAGGACAUGAUUGUGAGCCAAACACAGCCUAACGAGUUCACAUUGUCGACUAUGAUAAACGCCUGCACUGGCUUGGAGGAUGGUAGGCAGGGAAGGAAAAUUCACGGGUACUUGAUAAAGCUUGGUUAUGACUUGGAUUUAUUCUCUGCAAAUGCUCUGGUUGACAUGUAUGCAAAAGUAGGAACUCUAAAAGAUUCUGUCAGUGUCUUCAAUGGAAUAGCAAAAGCUGACAUUGUUUCAUGGAAUGCUGUUAUUGCUGGUUGUGUGCUUCUUGAGUCGCACGAUUGUGCGUUGGAGUUGUUCAGGGAGAUGAACAAAGAGUCUGGUGUCUCACCAAAUACAUUUACUUUGUCUAGCGCUCUCAAAGCUUGCGCUGGAGCUGGAAAUAGAGAACCGGGAAGACAAUUGCACGCUUACUUGAUGAGGAGGGAUUUGGGACUAGAUACAUUUUUGGGGGUUGGGCUAGUGGAUUUAUAUGCAAAGAGUGGCUACAUGGUUGAUGCAAGGUUAGUUUUUAACGUAAUUCCUGAAAAAGACUUGAUUGCUUGGAAUGCUGUUAUCUCUGGACAUUCACAUAAUGGAGAAGAUGUUGAAGCUGUUUCUCUUUUCCCUCUGAUGUACGGGGAAGGAGUAGGAGUCAACCAGACAACUCUAUCAACAGUUCUCAAAUCCAUAGCUAGCUUGCAGGCUAGCCACAUUUGCAGGCAAAUGCAUGCACUUUCUCUGAAAUCAGGCUUUGAAUAUAAUAAUUAUAUAGUAAACGGCCUCGUUGAUGCUUAUGGAAAAUGUGGACAGUCAGAAGAUGCAUCAAGGGUAUUUAAGGAAAGUCAAACUUCAGAUUUGUUGGUUUUCACUUCUAUGAUAACCGUUUAUUCUCAAGAUGGGCAAGGUGAAGAAGCUCUUAAGCUAUAUUUGGAAAUGCAGAGUCAAGGUAUCAAGCCAGAUGCAUUUGUUUACAGCUCUCUCUUCAACGCCUGUGCUAGUUUGUCUGCGUAUGAACAAGCAAAACAAGUUCACGUCCAAGUACUGAAGCUAGGGUUCAUAAACGAUAUCUUUGCUGGGAAUUCUCUUGUCAAUAGUUAUGCCAAAUGUGGGAGCAUAGAUGACGCAGAACGUGCCUUCCGUGAAAUACCAGAAAGAAGUAUAGUCUCAUGGUCUGCAAUGAUAGGAGGAAUGGCUCAACAUGGGCACGGGAGACUGGCCCUCCAAAUGUUCAAUGAAAUGCUGAAAGAGGGUGUUGCUCCUAAUCACAUAACUCUAGUAAGUGUCCUUUGUGCUUGCAACCAUGCAGGCUUGGUAACUGAUGCCAAGAGAUAUUUCUCAUCAAUGGAGGAGCUAUUUUCUGUUCAACCUAUGGAAGAGCACUAUGCAUGUAUGAUCGAUAUUCUCGGCCGAGCUGGGAAGCUUGAUGAGGCAAUGGAGCUUGUAAACACAAUGCCUUACGAAGCUAAUGCUGCAGUAUGGGGUGCACUUCUUGGUGCUGCUAGGAUACAUAAGAAUGUCGACCUCGGGAGUAAAGCUGCUGAAAUGCUUAUCAAUCUGGAACCAGAAAAAUCGGGUACCCACAUUCUUCUUGCAAAUAUUUAUGCAUCAGCUGGGAUGUGGGAUGGGGUAGCAAAGAUAAGGAAAGUUAUGAAAGACAGUAACGUGAAGAAGGAGCCUGGAAUGAGUUGGAUGGAGAUAAAGGACAAAGUCCACACCUUUAUAGUUGGUGAUAGAAGCCAUCCUAGAGGCAAAGAAAUAUAUGCUAAGCUCGAGGAGCUCAGUGAGCCUUUGAGAAAAGCAGGCUAUGUUCCCAUGGUGGAAACUGAUCUUCAUGAUGUUGAAGAAAGGGAAAAGGCUAAGCUGUUGUACCACCACAGCGAGAAACUUGCAGUGGCUUUUGGACUGAUUGCUACCCCUCCUGGAGCUCCCAUUAGGGUGAAGAAGAACUUACGGAUUUGCUUGGACUGCCAUACUGCAAUCAAGUUGGUUUCGAAGAUUGCUUCGAGGGAAAUCAUCGUCAGAGAUAUCAACAGGUUCCAUCACUUCAGAGAUGGUUUGUGUUCUUGUGGAGAUUACUGGUAAAAGGUUGCUCUCUGCAUUUUCUGCUAUGUAUAAUACUGUUGUAGCACAUGUAACAACUAACAAAUGUAGUCUUUUACAAUUAGAAACCAAAAAAAUUAACUCUACAUAGAUUC